Populus nigra (black poplar) is the source of this 934-nucleotide messenger RNA. RefSeq names its product actin-related protein 2/3 complex subunit 4. The transcript is spliced from 8 exons. The record is from RefSeq and is a predicted model, not a curated record. Gene Ontology annotation, molecular function: actin filament binding. NCBI's taxonomy places the organism in Eukaryota, Viridiplantae, Streptophyta, Magnoliopsida, Malpighiales, Salicaceae. The coding region runs from base 188 to 697 and encodes 169 amino acids. Gene Ontology annotation, biological process: actin filament polymerization; Arp2/3 complex-mediated actin nucleation. Gene Ontology annotation, cellular component: actin cytoskeleton; Arp2/3 protein complex.
AAUCUGCCACCAGAAGCAACAAACAAAACCCAUCAAAACUUCCACCAAGUCAAAUCACACCCACCUCCCACUCCACCUCCAAACCCACAGCACCAACAGCAACAAUUCUUCGCAAUCCAAAAAAUCGAAAUCGUAUAAAACGUUGCAGUUUCGACACAAUCAAUCUCAAAUCCAGAGCUCUGGCUAAAUGGCAACUUCAUUGCGCUUGUAUUUAACAUGUAUACGGAAUACUUUAGAGGCAUCCUUGUGCCUGCAGAACUUCCCUUGUCAAGAAGUUGAAAGGCAUAACAAACCAGAGGUCGAAAUGAAGACGAGCCCGGAACUUUUGCUAAAUUCUAUUUUGAUAUGUAGAAAUGAGGCUGAAAAGUGCUUAAUAGAAACAUCUAUUAAUUCAUUGCGUAUUAGCCUCAAGGUAAAGCAGGCAGAUGAGCUUGAAAACAUACUAACUAAAAAAUUUCUUAGAUUUUUAUCAAUGAGGGCAGAAGCAUUUCAAGUGUUGAGACGAAAGCCUGUACAGGGUUAUGACAUUAGCUUUCUAAUCACAAACUUCCACUGUGAGGAGAUGCAGAAACACAAACUCAUCGAUUUUAUUGUGCAAUUCAUGGAAGAUAUUGAGAAGGAGAUAAGUGAAUUGAAAAUGUCUGUGAACACACGAGGGAGGCUGGUUGCUACAGAGUUUCUGAAGCAAUUUAUUUAAUUAUGAUGCCAGUGCUAUUUAUCCAAACAUUGAAUGCCCGUGACACAGCCUGAGACUGUUUUUGGGUUAGUGUAUUUAGCAUGCCUGCUUCCUCCAGUCAUUCGUUUUAAUGUCUUGUAAAAUUGUCGUGGUGUGAGAUGUAAUUUUCCAUCCUCAACUUGAGUCAUAUUGAUAAACCAUCUUUCCCCCUAGUUUGAAAGACAGGCCAAUCAAUCAAUGAUCGAAAGUCACAAUUCA